AAUAAACAUUCCGUCAAUUUUCUUGGGAGGGGCAAUGUCACCACUUCUUCAGUUCAUAUCUCUAAGAACUCAUGUCGCGGCUCUUGAGAACAUCAAGAUUAUUAAUUUGGACUCCUUGACUAUCGAGAUUAACAAGAGCCGGAAUGGUCACCGACUGGCAGUCCCGAGCGGAAGCUAAAAGAGAAGCAAUACUGAAGUCGAUCCCUGAGAAAUGGCGACUCCAAAAGAUACCUUCUGCCGAGGAGCAGAAGGAUGUCACUGGUCCUUACAUCCAACAAUUUCUCGACGAGAAAGAGGUUGAGAUCACCGAAACCGACGCCGUGGGGAUUGCUGAGAAGGUCGCCGCUGGCACCUGGUCUGCAGUAUCUGUGACCGAGGCAUUCUGCCAUCGAGCUUCACUGGCCCAUCAACUGGUCAAUUGCCUUCACGAGACCUUCUUUGACGCAGCUAUUGCUUCCGCCAAAGAACUUGACGACUACUAUGCGCAACACAAGAAGACCAUUGGUCCACUUCAUGGAGUGCCCGUCUCACUGAAAGAUCAAUUCCAUGUAAAAGAUGUCGAGACAACGAUGGGUUACGUCGGCUGGAUCGGAACUUUCGAAGGCAUCAAAGAUGAUCCCCGCAAGGGAACUUACGAAAGCGAGAUGGUGAAGGAGCUAAGGAGUUUGGGAGCUGUACUAUACUGCAAGACUAGUGUCCCGCAUACUCUCAUGAGUGGCGAGACCGUCAACAACAUUAUCGGCUAUACUUGGAAUCCGAAGAACCGAUACAUUUGCUCCGGUGGCAGCUCUGGCGGCGAGGGAGCUCUCAUCGGUUUGAAGGGCUCUCCCGGUGGCUUCGGCACGGAUAUUGGAGGCUCGAUCCGUAUCCCAGCAGCAUUCAAUGGUCUCUUCGGGAUCCGGCCCACGUCCGGAAGGUUGCCGUACGAAGGCAUGGCAAACAGCAUGGACGGCCAAAACAGCGUACUAUCGGUUGUUGGACCCCUCGCCACCACUGCCCGAUCUGUCAAACUGCUCACCAAAUCCAUCCUGGCGCAGACGCCAUGGCUGCACGACCCUCUAGUCGUUCACAUGCCCUGGCGAGACGCCGAGGAACAGGCUGUCUACGAUAUAGUCAAGUCCUCGUCUUCUAAAGGGCAGCUAACCUUUGCGGUAAUGAAAUCAGACGGCAUUGUGAACCCACAGCCUCCCGUCACACGAGCAGUAGCGAUGGUUGUUGAAGCCCUGACCAGCGCAGGCCACAAGGUCAUCGAGUGGAAGCCACCAUCCCAUGAAAGACUGCUAGAGAUUGCACUCAAGACCUGGGUUUAUGAUGGCGGAAAAGACGUGCACGAGGCAUUUGGCCUGUCAGGGGAGCCUUUGUCAAUGCAGAUCAAAUCGGCGUAUGGCGAGAAACCUAUCAAAGAGUUCACGGCCUCCGAAAUAUCCGCCAACAAUAGGGACAAGCGAAGCUUUCAAAAGGAGUACAUGGAUUACUGGAACAGCACUGCUCAGGAGACAGGUACUGGCAAACCAGUCGACGGGGUCAUCUGCCCUGUUGCGCCUUUCCCUGCAGCAAGACCGGAGAAGUAUUCUUACUAUGGAUAUAGCGUCUUCGUCAAUGGGCUGGACUACACAAGUGUUGUCGUACCAGUCACCACGUCGGACAAAACCAAAGACCAGUAUGCGGAGGGAUACAAGCCCAUCAACGACGAGGACAAGAAAGUGUAUGAAAGUUACGAUGCGGAAAUAUACGAAGGGGCGCAUGUUAGUGUACAGAUUGUGGGGAGAAGAUACACCGAGGAGAAAAUGCUUGCUAUUGCAGAGUAUGUCGGUGGACUGAUUGGCAAAUAGGGUGAAGUAGAA
Messenger RNA from Exophiala viscosa, 1844 nucleotides. Its product is annotated as amidase. The transcript has a single exon. The record is from RefSeq and is a predicted model, not a curated record. NCBI's taxonomy places the organism in Eukaryota, Fungi, Ascomycota, Eurotiomycetes, Chaetothyriales, Herpotrichiellaceae. Bases 144 to 1832 code for a protein of 562 amino acids.